UCUGAAAUCCGAUCGAAAUUGAUUUCGCAUCGAUUUGGAUUUCCGACUAGGAAUCAAAAAGGUGUUCGGCAAUCCUAUCGAAAUUGAGAAAUUCGAACAAAAAGCAAAUCCUAUUCGAAGUGUCAAAAUUGAAAUGUUUAGUUGCUGCGUCCAUUGUUUACAUUUAUAUUUCAUUGUAAUUAUUUCAUUUGUGAAAGAGUAGACUGUUUGUUAUUGAAAACUUUGACAAAAAGUUGAAGAAAAUGAGUUUUUGGUUUGUGGCUGCGAUUGCCAUUGAAAUUAGAGAACAAAAUAACAUGGAAAAGUUAAAGAGGAGAAUUUUGCGUGACCACAGCAAUCCGCUAAGUCUCUCAGAUGCAUUAUUUGUUGCUCAAUACCGUCUAAAUAAGGAUGCGUUCUCCAUGGUAUUAAGUGAAGUGGAACCAUACUUAAAAAAUAUGUCCAUUUCACCUAUUAUUCAAUUGGCUGCCACACUGAGGUUCUUUGGUGAAGGAGGUUACCAGAGGUCAGUAGGAACAGAUGCAAAUAUCCAAUUAGGUCGUAGCACUGUUUCCAAAGUUAUUGGCAAUGUGCUUACCGUCCUCGAAUGGAAACUCUGCCAAAAGUGGAUCAAGCUAAAUGUGUCAGAAAGUGAGCGACGCCAAUGUAAAUCAUUUUUUUUUAACAAAUGGGGGAUACCUGGUGUAAUCGGGUGCAUUGAUGGCACCCACAUCGAAUUAAUAAAGCCACUAACGGAUGCCCCCUCGUAUUACAAUAGGAAGGGUUAUUUCAGCAUAAAUGCUAUGAUUAUAUGUGAUCACAACAUGACAAUUCAAGCUGUUGAUGCAACGCAUCCCGGCUCCAGCCACGAUUCUUUUAUCUGGAAGCUCAGCAAUGCAUAUUCUCAUUUUGUGGCAAAAUAUCGGGGUGGCGAGCGUUGUUUUCAUUUGUUGGGCGAUAGUGGUUAUGGCUUUGAACCAUUUUUGAUAACUCCAUUUAGGAAUCCAAUUGCCAAUACAAUAGAGCAUAACUUUAAUGUAGUACACGCUUCUGCGCGUAAUAUUGUUGAACGAACUAUUGGCGUCUUAAAAUCUCGAUUUCGUUGUUUAAUUAGUUGCUUGCACUACAGUCCACAAAAAGUUGUUAAAAUUAUUAAUGUCUGUUGCGCACUUCACAAUGUGUGUAGACACUACAACGUUAACUUCGAUGAAGAAAAUAUUAAUUUCCAAAAUAUGAACAACGAAAAUAAUAUCGAUGAUGAAAGAGUAUCAUCGUUAUAUAACGAAGGAGUUCGUGUCAGAAAUGAAAUAGCAAACAAUCUUACAGUUUGA
Rhagoletis pomonella (apple maggot) is the source of this 1310-nucleotide messenger RNA. RefSeq names its product putative nuclease HARBI1. Lineage: Eukaryota; Metazoa; Arthropoda; Insecta; Diptera; Tephritidae. The transcript is spliced from 3 exons. The record is from RefSeq and is a predicted model, not a curated record. Bases 243 to 1310 code for a protein of 355 amino acids.